AUUCUUUUUUUCCACCUUUGCUCCUCAAGUUCCAUCCUUGGGUAGAUAAAAUAUAACUUCGGGCUUCAAAAAACUCUUUCCUGCACCUUUUUAACCCCUGUAACCAUGUGUGGUUCUGACAUGUUUCUUGCCAUACUGGCAAUCUUCUUCCCACCCGUCUCAGUCUGGAUCAAAGUAGGCAUCUGUACGGCCGACUCCAUUAUCAACCUUGCCCUCUGCUGUCUGGGCUAUGUUCCCGGUCUCAUUCAUGCGUGGUACAUAAUUCUCAAAAAUCCCGAGCCGGACUAUGACGACCCGUCAUACCAGCCAGUUCCUAACCGGAGGGGGGACGUCGAGAACGGGCACGUAACAUAUUACUACGUCUCUCACCAGCCUGCUCCCACCCGACCCCAAAGAGGAUACGGGACCAUGCCUUCCCAGCAUGCUUCAGACGCACAGUCGCCGUCUAGACCGCCUGCUCCUAAAUCCCAACAUGAACACAAUACGGCCGGUAGCAGCAGUCAGGCAAAUGAGGAUACCAGCCCUCCUACGUACGCCGAGGCUGUUAAGGGAGAUCACAAAGUGCAGAACCACGACUAG
Molecule: messenger RNA, 579 nt
Organism: Aspergillus nidulans FGSC A4
Lineage: Eukaryota; Fungi; Ascomycota; Eurotiomycetes; Eurotiales; Aspergillaceae
Product: putative stress response RCI peptide
Exons: 2
Coding region: 106-579 (157 amino acids)
Cellular component (GO): membrane
Source: RefSeq, a predicted model, not a curated record